Molecule: messenger RNA, 5315 nt
Organism: Drosophila grimshawi
Lineage: Eukaryota; Metazoa; Arthropoda; Insecta; Diptera; Drosophilidae
Gene: Ranbp21
Product: exportin-5
Exons: 2
Coding region: 497-4270 (1257 amino acids)
Biological process (GO): RNA export from nucleus; protein export from nucleus
Cellular component (GO): nucleus; RNA nuclear export complex; cytoplasm
Molecular function (GO): RNA binding; nuclear export signal receptor activity; small GTPase binding
Source: RefSeq, a predicted model, not a curated record
GCUGCGUUCCUUGUGGACAGAAAAAUAGCUCCCCGGAAUAGACAUAUUUUACCGACCCCAAAAUAUUUCGAAUGUGAAACACAUUCGCUUUCAAAUGUGGCUUCAGGUUUGGCGAUAAUUGUUAAUGCAAGGGAAAUACCAACUUUCAAGCCAUUGCAUCAGCAAAUAGAACAAACAGACAAAACAGCCACCAGAAGCAAAAUAAUCGCAAUCGCAUACGUCUGUCUGGCCCUAACCGCAUUGGCGAAAAAUUCCGCACAACAACACAGCAGCAACACACAAAAAUCGAAAGUACACCACACGCGCGCGCGAGAAAGGCGGCGGCCAAACCAAGGAGCAAUAGCAGUAGCAACAACAACUGCAACAGCAUCAGCAUAAAUAUACUUAGCUUCCAUACCGGCGAACCGGAAGAAGACGAAAAACAAUUUGUGCAUACAUUUUGAAAAAAAAAAUAUAUAUAUAUAUAUUCAUAUAUAUAUAUAUAUAUAUAUAGGGGAUGGCGCAGCAUGGCGUGACGGAGGCGCUGGCCGCAGAACUGGCCAAAGCCGUCGAUUUGAUAAUGCAUCCGCAGACGGUGCAGCAGGCACGCCUCGAGGCAUACAUGGCCUGCGAACGUUUCAAGGAGGAGUCACCGCUGUGCGCCCAAGUGGGCCUCUAUUUGGCCAGCUCGGCGCAGUUCAAUCAGCAGGUGCGUCACUUUGGACUGCAACUAAUCGAAUACACAAUCAAAUUCAAAUGGAAUUGCAUAACGCACGAGGAAAAGGUGUACAUUAAGGAUAAUGCCAUAAAGAUGCUCAAUGUGGGCGUUGGCCCCGCCGAAGAUCGCAGUCUAUUGCAUUUAAAGGACGCCCUCUCGCGCAUCAUUGUCGAGAUGAUCAAACGGGAGUGGCCGCAACAAUGGUCCGAUUUGCUGCCCGAACUCUCGCAGGCGUGCAGCAAUGGUGAGGCCCAAACGGAACUGGUGCUGCUCGUCUUUUUGCGACUCGUCGAGGAUGUGGCGCUGCUGCAAACAAUUGAAUCGAAUCAGCGUCGCAAGGACAUGUACCAGGCGCUCAACAACAACAUGAACGAUAUAUUCGAAUUCUUUCUGGGACUGGUCGAGCAGCAUGUGAACGCAUUCCGUGAGACGACCCGUAUUGGCAACUACCACAAGGCAAAUGCACAUAGUCGCGUCGUCGAAACAGUGCUACUAACGCUGAGCGGCUUUGUCGAAUGGGUCAGCAUCAAUCACAUCAUGUCGAGCAAUGGCAAACUGAUGCAUUUCCUUUGCAUACUUUUGAACGACAGAGCAUUCCAGUAUAAUGCCGCCGAGUGCCUGGCCCAGAUCACCAAUCGCAAGGGUCAGACCAAGGAGCGCAAACCACUGCUCCAGCUGUAUGGUGAGGAGCCUUUGCGCUAUAUUUACACAGCCAGCCAAUUGCCUCCGGCCCAGGCCAACAAUGCCCAGUCAAUUGAGCAGCAGCAUAAUUUCCUAAAGAAAUUAAUUCAGGUGCUUAAUGGCAUGGUGCAGCAGCUCGUGGCACUCUGGGGCAAAGAUGAUGGCAUCCAGCGGCCGCAACAUUUGGAGCUUAUGUUUGAAUGCCUGCUGCUGCUGGUGCAGCAUCCAUCGCUGACUGUGGCGCAUGGCGCUGUGCUCAUUUGGCAGCUGCUGCUUAAGCAUGAUCCGUGCUCCAAGGAUUACCUGAUGGUCAAUUACAUUCCCAAGCUCAUACACACCAUUGCGCCGCGCAUUGUCAAAAUACCAUAUCCCAGCAGCACAAUCACCAACACCACCAUCAGCAGCAGCAGCACCAGCGGUGUCGCCGGCAGCUUGAUGCAGGCCCAGCCGGAUGCAGUCAAUAGCACCGAGGCGUACAUUCGCCUCGAGUACGACAGCGAGGAGGAGUUUGCGAUUUUCUUCUUUCGUUGCCGCACCGAUUUUCUGGAGAUCUUUCGUCAAUCGACGCUGGUGCAGCCGCUGAUCACGUAUGGCUAUUGCGAACAGUGGCUGCAGUCGCGCCUGCGUCAUGCACAAUCGGAGCGGGAGAGCAGCAACAUGGACUGCAGUGUCCUCGAUCCAAUUUAUUUGGAAUGGGAUGCACUGGUCUGUGUGCUCGAUGGUGUACUUAGUCGCAUUCUACUUGUGGCCGAGCGUCCAUCGGUAGCCGGCGGGCUGCGGCUGCUCGAGGAAUGCCUCAAGCUGGAGACGAUUAAUCCGCUCAUCUACUCCAUUUUGCUGUCAUGCAUCUCGGCGCUCUUUGUGUUCCUCAGCAUGUCGUCGUGCCAGCUGACGCCCAACAAUUGUGUCGCCAUGAGUGGUGUCGCCCUGCUGCCGCGCGUUCUCGACAAAAUCUUUCGGGCCCUGGUGCUGAAGCCGCCUAACGAGCUGGAGAAGGUGCAGAUGAAGUCAGCAAAGAAUCUGCGCCGACAUGCCGCCUCCCUGCUGGUUAAAUUGGCGCACAAAUAUCCACUGCUGCUGUUGCCCGUCUUCGAGCAGAUCAACACGCAUGUCGAGUGCCUGCUUAAGGAAUCACCCACACAGCUGUGCCGGAUGAUGCGCACCACGCUGCAGGAGGCGCUCAUUCUAAUCUCGAAUCAUUUUUGUGAUUUCGAACGGCAGACCAUAUUCAUUGAGCACAUCGUGCAACAGAAGCGCACCGAAUGGCUGAGUUUUAGUGAGGUGUUUAAAACGCCGCAGGAAUUUAUGCGCUUUGUGGGAUUGGAUAAGCCGCCGGUGUUUCACAUCGAUAGCGAUCCAUCCGUUGCGAAUCGUGCCCGCAUUUUGGAUGCACUCAAUGUUGUUUUGGGUGUCGUGAAACGCUGCACUUGGCCCGAUGAUCCGGAUCGGGCACAGCGUGGCGGUUUCAUCAUUGGCUGUACCGAUCUGGGCAAUCCCAUAUGCCGUAAUCCGGCCACCAAGCAUGUGGUGCCGUUGCUCUCGCAAGUCCUCAGCCUGAUGCGUGUCCUGAAUGAGCUCUUUCGUCCCGAAGCUUUGGCAGCACUCUCCGAUGGCUAUCGCAACAUUCACGGCAUGCUCGAGCAUGAGAAGAAGCUGCUGAUGGGCAUUUGCGCCGUACCCGUGGAUCCGCUCGAUACGACCAUUAAAACCGAACCGACCGCAUUCGAGAAGAUGCAAACGUUCAUGAUGCUAAUCACCGAGGGCUGUUACCAUCUGAUGGGCUCGGCGGGGCCAUCGCUCGGCCGUGAUCUCUACCAGCUGUUGGGCUUGUCGGAAGCGAUUAUUAGCAAUGUAUUUUGUUGCAUGGACAUCAUACCGGACUUUCGCAUUCGUCCCAUUAUCCGGGUGUUUCUGAAGCCAUUCGUUUACUCGUGCCCGCCCUGCUUUUACGAUAUGGUGCUGGUGCCGCUGUUCGCCCACCUAACGCCGCUGAUGUGCGAACGAUUGACGCGUCGUUGGCUCUACAUUUCAUCGCUGUACGAGUCUGGGCAGUUGAAUGGCGAAGUGAACGACACCCAGGAGGUGCUCGAGGAUCAAUUGAAUCGCACGCUCACCCGCGAAUAUCUCGAUUUGCUGAAAAUAGCAUUAGUCGGCGGCCAAAUUGGUGCUGAUCAUGUAAAUGCCGCCGGCGCCAAUGCGGUGGCCAUGGAAAACGAAGAGCACUCCAUGGACAGUGCACCACAAUCGCGUGCUGCUCAAUCCGCCCUGCUGUCGGACAUCAUCAGCGAAUUGGGUGGCAAGCUGUUGCGCAAUGAUCUAACCGGCAAUUAUAUACUGAUGACGCUGAUCAAGGCGAUCGCCUGGAACGACAGCAUGUGCAACAUGAAGGCGGUGAAUAUUGCGGCGCCCGUCAUGCGAUUCAUGAACGUUGAACAGCUGAUGGAUGAGAAUAAGGCGGUGAGCGCGUUCACCGCUGUGCUUCAGGGCAUGCAGGUGCAUGGCCAGCACGAGGCCAAUCAAUCCGGCCUAAUCACGCUGGGCGUCCAAUUCUAUGAGCUGUUGCGUCCCAAAUAUCCCAUAUUGAGCGAGGUGCUCAAGCACAUACCCAGCGUCAAUGCGGCGGACAUACAGAAAUUUGAUGAGAAGGUCGCCGUUGCGUCCGUCAAGGGCAAUAAGGUGGAUCGCGCCAAGAAGGAUAUAUUUAAGAAGAUGACCGCUCAGCUGGUCGGACGUAGCGUCAAUCAGCUGUUCCGCCAUGAGGUACAAAUUGCCAAUCUGCCGCCGAUGGCCAGCCAGAAGCCGACGGGGGGCAAACGCAACAGCAACAGCAACGAUAUUAUGGACAGCAAUCAGAAUGCCAGCCUCAGCCAGCUAUUCCGCACCGAGAAGUGACAGCGCCGAAAUGUUGCGGCGACCACAACAACAACGGCAACUACGAUGACGAUGACGAUGACAACGACGACGACUGAACUUAAAUUAAUUGUCAACUAGUUGUUAUCAAGCAGUUUAGGCAGCUUAAGCAGUCGCCGCUUUUGGGUUUCGGAUUCGGACUCAGACUACGUCUAUCGCUGGCGCUGCAUCCUUCUGUUUCUGGCGGUGCUCAAGGCUUAUUAGUUAGGUUUUUUUUGUACUAUUAUUAUUUAUUGUGUAACAUCUAAUGUUUAAGUUCCUUCGCAAUGCGUGAUUCCUUUUCCCUCCCCCCGCGACAAAUGUUUUAUUUUUUUAUGUCGGCCUACUCCAAAUGGCAGGUUUUUUAUUCUUACCCAAAAACUUGUUAGUUAUUUUGCAUAAAAAAAAAAAAAUCAAAAUUCCUCGAAAAAUCAAAACCGAAAUAAGUUAAUCAAUCGCUAAGGCAACUUAGCGAAUUGUAUCGAAAUCGUAUCCGCGCUGUGUUACACAUGCAGGAGCACAGUUAUCCCUUCUUUUUUUAUUGUUGUAUAUUACAUAUGGUGGUCGCAUUCAAUUCUAAACUCUGUCAAAUUCUUGAAACACCAAAACGUUCUUUCAAUUUUGAAUUGGUUUUGUUUUCUUGUUUUUUCUUUUUUUUUUAAAUCAUUUUAAAUUGAGCAAAUUUGUAUUUCUCGGCGAUCACUGUUAAUACAUACAUAUAGAGAACAUUUUUUCAAUUUGUAUAUUCAAAAACACACUUAAAAAAAAAACAAUCCUUAAUUUAUAUUGUAUACAUAUUGUAUUUAUAAAAAUAUAUUUUCAAGAAAUAUUGAAAUUACGCUUAGGAUUUAGUUUAUAAGACAGGAGUUAUUAUUAUAUAAUAUGCAUCUUGUAUAUGAACACAGACACUCACACACCCCAAGACACACAUCGGGAUUCAAAGAAUGUAAUGCGAGUAUAUUUACAAUAUUCAAACUGAAAUUAUACACUUAAAGUUAACACGAAAAAGAAAACAAAACGAAAAACUGAAAUAAACAAACGAAACAUA